AUGUCUGUUGCUCCAGAAACCAUUUCGGCGACGCAUGGUCCACGGAGAGAGUUUUGGCCACGUCCUCAGAGAAUAACGAAAAUGAGUUCAUUGUCUCAGGCGAUGGGACUCGGUCGUACGGACCCAAACUUCACUCAGUUUACAAGCUGCAUGCGGUUGCUUGCGUCGGACCAUCUAGAUAUGUCGCAACACUUUCGAGAUCAAGACCCCGAGCGGUGGACCGCAUUCUCUAACGAGGUCGUAAGCCGGUUUCCGUACAUCAAGACCGAAUACGAAGAUGCCUGGCCUAUCGAGGGAUACAUCCGUCCACAACAAGCGAUGAAGCUUGCCAAUAAGGAUCAACGAGACAAGAGUGAGCGGCUUCGCAGGAGCCCGAGGAAUGCCGCGGUUCGGACCCCAUAUCAUUACCAAUCGAGAAGGGUCCUGUCGCCUGCUGAGUCGUCGAGCUCUAGUACGGCGUCUGACUCUGAGUCCACAUAUCGUGACACGCCUUCAGCGGGUCCGUCUGUAUCGGUGAGAACGGUCCAAACCACUCAGACCGCCCGUUCUGGGAAGGCCCCGACUAUGACCCGCCACCAAACCACCGCCUCCGCCAGUACAGCACCGUGCGAGCCUCAUGAUGGGGUCAUCCGUGCUUUCCUCCAGUCGCUGAACCCGGAUCUAGAAGACCUCACGCAAAAGUUCAUUGGCGCGGGUCUUGUUAACAAAACCUGCCUCGUCGCUCUCGCGGGCAUGCCCGACUGGGAAAAGGAUAAGCUGCUCCGGGAUGAUAUGUCCCUUACGGCGUUCCAGUCUCGGGUCGUUCGCGUCGGACUCGCAGACCUGAUGUAACCGUAGAUGAGUGUGUGAGUGCUGUACGAAACGAAUCGGAAUAAGCGUUGUCGCACUUCGACCUUGUGUUACCGUUAUGUGCAUA
This is a messenger RNA of Fomitopsis serialis, 916 nucleotides long. RefSeq lists its product as uncharacterized. The record is from RefSeq and is a predicted model, not a curated record. NCBI's taxonomy places the organism in Eukaryota, Fungi, Basidiomycota, Agaricomycetes, Polyporales, Fomitopsidaceae. The transcript is spliced from 8 exons. The coding region runs from base 1 to 831 and encodes 276 amino acids.